UCUUUUUUUUUCACUCUCACUCCCAUGUUUUUAUUCCCGGGCGGGGCCGUGUGGGUGUGGGUUGGGAUGGCCGGAUUGGGGUCCCGGGGUGGAGAAAUGACAAAUCCAGGCCCGCAGGCGGCCACCCACCAAAUCGGACGACGCAGGGUGCCCAAAUCAGGAAGGAUUUUAAGGUUAACCGGCCACCGGCGGUGACCGACGCCCCACCCCACUCUCCUUCUCCUAUUCUAUCUAUAUAUCACCCGCCUCUUUUUUCUCCCUCACUCCGCCACACCUUCCCUCUUCUUCCUCAGCUCCGUCGCCCACCGCCGGAGCUCCGAAAGGCCCCGCGCCCGCCGCCUUUCCUGUAAAAAACCCAACCUUUAGCUAGCUAACCGCUCCUCUUCUCCCCCUACUCCCCUUGCCCAAAUCAGAGAAGAUAUUUAACGGAGGAGGGGAAGGAGAGGAUAUUUAGCUGAUUGUUGAUUGGUGGUCCGGGGUACGGUGUUCUUGAGUCGUGAAGCGACCGUACAGUGGCUAGGGCCGUCUCCGGGUUGCGUGCAGGAUGGUCGUCAGAGAUCGGGAGUGAGGAGGCAGCUCGUGGUCGUGGAGGCUAAAUGUACCGCAAGAACGACUCGGCACUCUCCUGUUUCUACCUCUUCCUCCUCUGGUUCUUCUUCUUGAAAUAGACCAGCGCCAGCCACCAGGUAGCUACCUACUAGCUAGCAGCCCAGUUGCGACUGGGGACGGGCUGCUGCUUGCAAGUUGGAAUCUUGGAGCAGGAGCAGAGGAGCGGGAGAUGGAGCUGGAUCUGAACGUGGCCGAGGUGGCGCCGGAGAAGCCAUCGGCGGCGCUGGAGGCGAGCGACUCGGGGUCCUCGGGCUCGUCGGUGCUGAACGCGGAGGCGGCAUCGGCGGGCGGCGGGGGGCCCGCGCCGGGGGAGGAGGGGUCAAGCUCGACGCCGGCCGUGCUCGAGUUCAGCAUCCUCAGGAGCGACAGCGACGCGGCCGGCGCGGACGCCGACGACGGCGACGCCACGCCGUCGCCACCUCGCCACCACCAGCAGCAGCUCGUCACCCGGGAGCUCUUCCCGGCGCCGCAGCAUUGGGCCGAGCUCGGCUUCUUCCGCGCCGGCCCGCAGCAGCAGCCGGACAUCAGGGUCCUGCCGCACCCGCACCCGUACCCGCCCCCGCCGCCGCCCGCGCAGCCGCAGCAGGCCAAGAAGAGCCGCCGCGGCCCGCGCUCCCGCAGCUCGCAGUACCGCGGCGUCACCUUCUACCGCCGCACCGGCCGCUGGGAGUCCCACAUCUGGGAUUGCGGGAAGCAGGUGUACUUAGGUGGAUUCGACACUGCUCAUGCCGCUGCAAGGGCGUACGACCGAGCGGCGAUCAAGUUCCGCGGCGUCGACGCCGACAUAAACUUCAACCUCAGCGACUACGACGACGAUAUGAAGCAGAUGAAGAGCCUGUCCAAGGAGGAGUUCGUUCACGCCCUGCGGCGGCAGAGCACCGGCUUCUCCCGCGGCAGCUCCAAGUACAGGGGCGUCACCCUGCACAAGUGCGGCCGCUGGGAGGCGCGCAUGGGGCAGUUCCUCGGCAAGAAGUACAUAUAUCUUGGGCUAUUCGACAGCGAAGUAGAGGCUGCAAGGGCGUACGACAAGGCCGCGAUCAAAUGCAACGGUAGAGAGGCCGUGACGAACUUCGAGCCCAGCACGUACGACGGGGAGCUGCUGCUGACUGCUGAAGCUAGCGCAGAAGUUGCUGACGACGUUGAUCUGAACUUGAGCAUCUCGCAACCGGCAUCGUCCCAGAGCCCCAAAAGAGACAAGAACUGCCUUGGUCCGCAGCUCCACCACCACCAUGGGCGGCCGUUUGACGGCUCCGCCGUUCUGAAGAAAACCAAGAUCGAUGCUCCGUCUGAGCUGUCGUCGGCGGGCCGCCCUCACCGGUCGUUCCUCCCUCAUCUCGUGGCUGCCGAGCAUCUACCGCCUCGGUCUCACCCCUUCUUCAUCACACACCAUGAGCUUCCUUGAAAAGGAAAGGUCCUAGACCUAGCUACCGGCCAGCAGCGACACUUCAACUCUAAGGGCAUGUACAGUGGAGAGACGCCAAAACGGUUCUCCAAGCAUAGGAGACAACUAAGAGACUCUAUUGUACAAUGGAGUGUCUCUAAACGUAGUCUAUUAAUAAAUACAGAAUUAAAUGUAUUUGUAUAGCAUCAGAUCGAUAGAACAGACGACAAAUUCGUACAGUGGGAAGUGAGGCGUCUGUUGUUACUUGGUUUACGAGCCAGAGGCGUCUCUUCACGGAGAGACGGCUCUAAGAUUUUUUUGCAAAUAACCCCCUAAAACACCUUAAGAGCCCCCACAUUAAACACCACUGUACAUGCCCUAAGCCCUGCCUGGCCUGCCUAAUCAAACCCUCUCGGUCAACUAUGCUAUGCCUGCCUGCCUGCUUUCAACACGUACUGUUCCUUUUUCAAACCUUCCCUGGAAACGAAAACAGAAGAUGCAUGGUAUUUAUGCU
Zea mays is the source of this 2504-nucleotide messenger RNA. Its product is annotated as AP2-like ethylene-responsive transcription factor TOE3. Gene Ontology annotation, biological process: regulation of DNA-templated transcription. NCBI's taxonomy places the organism in Eukaryota, Viridiplantae, Streptophyta, Magnoliopsida, Poales, Poaceae. The transcript is spliced from 10 exons. Bases 779 to 2011 code for a protein of 410 amino acids. Gene Ontology annotation, molecular function: DNA binding; DNA-binding transcription factor activity. The record is from RefSeq and is a predicted model, not a curated record.